Andrographis paniculata is the source of this 1515-nucleotide messenger RNA. RefSeq names its product putative late blight resistance protein homolog R1A-3. Gene Ontology annotation, molecular function: ADP binding. Gene Ontology annotation, biological process: defense response to other organism. The transcript has a single exon. Bases 390 to 1211 code for a protein of 273 amino acids. The record is from RefSeq and is a predicted model, not a curated record. Lineage: Eukaryota; Viridiplantae; Streptophyta; Magnoliopsida; Lamiales; Acanthaceae.
UCACACUAAUUUAUAUAUUCUUCAAGUGACGUUAAACAAGCCUGAGCCUGUUCAUUAUUCCAAUCAAAAUACAUUUCCCCUCAUAUGACUAUUACAGUGAAAUAUUGCCCUGUGAGUGUGCUUGAAGAUUGUUUUCCAUGGCGUAUUAUGCUGCUCUUGCUUCUCUUGUGCAUUUACUUGAGGAUAUAGUCCUUCAUGAUCGAUACCCCAACUUCCUUCUUGCUUAACACCCAAUCUUGAAAUCACUCCUUGAUAAAUUCAGCUUUCUUGAAGAAUCACUGCAAGAUUAUUCAUCCAAAGGCGACGAAGCCGGUGACUGUGUGGAAGCACGCAUAAGAGAUGCGGCGUAUCGAGCACAGGACAUUAUUGAAUUGAAGAUCACAGAUCAUAUGGAUUCCAUAUCAAGUGCGGAUGUAAACAUAUUUUCCCAUCAGAUUUCUGGUUGCCAAAAUGUGUUGGAAAGUCCGAGAGAAGAGGAGUGUGAAGAAGAGCUGUAUCAGGUGGAGCAAGAGGCUGAUUCAAUUGUGGAGGAACUUAAGAAGUUCGCCAUCGGGGAAAGCCACAAAACAAGUGAAGAUUUGCAGCUAAGCCAGUAUUCUACAACUGCCAGAGUUUCGAGAAAUGAUGUUAUGGUGGGAUUUGAGGAAUAUCUGAUCAAAAUUAGAGAUCAGCUCUGUGGGCAUUCAUCCCAACUCCAAGUCAUUCCUAUCGUUGGGAUGGCUGGAAUUGGCAAGACCACUUUGUCUAGAGCAGCCUUUGAUGAUCAGCUUAUUCUAGAUCACUUUGAUCGUCGUGCUUGGGUGGUUGCGUCUCAAGAUUAUCAUGAGAAUGCACUUCUUCUAAGCAUUUUAAAAUCCAUGGGUGUCUGCACCGAUAAAUUGCAAGGACAGGGAGUGGGAUUCUUAAAGGAGCUUAUAUACAAACAAUUAAUAGGUCGGAGAUACCUCAUUGUAAUAGAUGAUGCAUGGAAUACUAAAGUUUGGGAUGAUAUAAAGCAUGCAUUCCCGAAUGCCUCUGAUGGAAGUCGCAUCUUGUUGACCACCAGGUUGUUAGAUGUGGCACAUUAUGUCCGCAACUCCGGCUUUCUUCAUGAGAUGGAGUUGCUAGAUGUUGAUGCAAGUUGGGAUUUACUUCGAAAGGAGGUGUUCUCACAAAAAAAUUGCCCUCAAGAAUUUGAAGAUAUUGGAAAGUUAAUAGCUACUAAAUGUUGAGGGCUUCCGCUUGCAAUCGUUGUAGUUGCGGGUAUUCUUUCAAGUGUCCAGACUCCACAACAAUGGGAAGACAUUUGUAGGAAUGUGGGUUCUUUGUUGAGUAAAUCCAGCGAUGAACAUUUGUUCAAUAUUCUAUCUUUGAGCUCAAUCAUUUGCCUCAUUUGCUCAAAGCUUGUUUUUCUAUACAUGGGAAGCUUUCCUGAAGAUUAUGAAACCAACGUACAUAGGCUGACAAGGUUAUGGGCUGCGGAGGGGUUCUUGAAAUCGGAUGACAUGUUCAAAACCUUAGAGCAAGUGGCUGAGG